GAAUCUCCCGGCCCCGGUAUUCUUCCACUCCCAAGAUAACGACACGGCCGUGGCGUUGAGGCAAGCCGAAAGCGUCAACCAAGACGUCCCAAAGGGGCGAAGCUCGGUCCCGCGGACCACCAUGUUGGAAUUCCCAUACAACCCCAGCCCGGUUCAACAGACUUUACCCGGGAUGUCAGAACACGGCACGGCCGGCUGGCCCGCUCUCGAUGGCGGAGCGGAGAGCCCCAGCCAGCGUCGCCCGUGUGGUUCAACACCCGGAGGCGGCGGCAAAAGGGGCAACCUGCAUGCAGCCGUUUCUGCCUGGGGUUCUGGUAUAAAAUUCAAACAUUUCCUCCCCUUCCUUGUCUUAACCACCCCCACCCCACCCCUUUCCAACCAUAACGGCGUAGCCCAUGGGUUUCGCAGGCCCCGAAACGAGCUGGCUCCGCUUAUUGACAGAGACACCAGGGCUACCUCCUGUCCAUAUUCAGGCUCGCCGAAAGGAACCGGGCCUCGAAGCUUCGGAACCAAGGGCCUGCCUGUGGCGGUUCCUUCAGCCGUGCUCAUGCAUGGUUCGUCACACAUCCUCCUGUCCUCGUCCGGCCUACCGGCAUGGAUAGGCGUGUGCCGCCCGCAAGGGACGGGAUCGGCUCUCGUUGCGGUUCCGUGGUUGUCUAGAACCUGGGCCGAAGACUUGGUUCGGGGGCGGGAGUUUGUGAUUAUGGUGGUUGCCACUUCGAAAACAUGCAGGUCUGAUGGUGAAAAAUCUCGCAUUCGUCGGCGGAGCAGUUAUCUCGAAACGCCGCGGUCUCUUGUCACUAAACCGGGUAUUGUGGAAGCUGCCGCUUGUAAUGGCAACACUAGGCUAUAUCCGGAGCCACUUGACGAUGCCGUUGUACCCUAGCAAACAUCCAAAUACGAGACAGGCCUCGGUCAGGAAGCACACCGCUUGGGGAAAUGGAUGGAAAUCAGGCACGGGGAUGAUCAGCGGGGUUGGGGGGCCGGCACUCGGGAGAUACC
Molecule: messenger RNA, 1002 nt
Organism: Chaetomium fimeti
Lineage: Eukaryota; Fungi; Ascomycota; Sordariomycetes; Sordariales; Chaetomiaceae
Exons: 1
Coding region: 122-886 (254 amino acids)
Source: RefSeq, a predicted model, not a curated record